AAUAAUUUGAUGAUAUUGGCAAUGAACAAUAAAGUCGUCUUCUCGGAAACGAAGGCGCGCUAGCGUCCGCGAGCUGCCGUUCUCCCAAUCCUCUUCAUUCACUGCCGGCGCCGAUCACCGAACCGCUAGACGAUCCCAUACCACCGGAAAAUGGAACUGAAGCCCGGCUUGUCAGCCUUGGUCACCGGCGGAGGCUCUGGAAUCGGAAAGGCUCUUGCACUUGCGCUUGCUAAGAAGGGGAUAUUCGUGACGGUUGUUGAUUUCUCUGAAGAGAGGGGAAGGGAGGUGGAAUACCUCAUCAAAGAGGAGAAUUCGAAGUUCCAUCCGAACUUGGGAUUCCCAUCUGCUGUCUUUGUGCGAUGCGACGUUAGCAACUCAAAGGACUUGGUUAAUGCCUUUGAGAAGCAUGUAGCGACAUAUGGGGGACUGGAUAUUUGUAUCAACAGUGCUGGUAUCAGCAAUCCGAUAGUAUUCCAGAAGGAUCAGACUGAUGGCACUCACUCUUGGCGGCACACUGUUAAUGUGAAUUUAGUUGCAGUUAUUCAUUCCACCCGACUUGCGAUUAAGGCCAUGGAAGCAGCAGGAAAACCAGGUGUCAUCAUUAACCUUGGUUCCGCAUCAGGGCUUUAUCCAAUGAUUAAUGAUCCCAUCUACUCGGCUUCGAAAGGUGGUGUUGUCAUGUUUACCAGAUCACUCGUACCAUAUAAACGUAGAGGAAUACGCAUCAAUGUGCUCUGCCCUGAGUUUGUUCGAACGGAUAUGGGUUUAAAAGUGGAUUCCAAAAUGGUUGACAUCGUGGGAGGCUUUGUUCCAAUCGAUGUGGUCAUCAAAGGGGCAUUUGAACUUAUCACAGAUGAAAGUAAAGCUGGCUCUUGUUUAUGGAUUACAAACAGAAGAGGCAUGGAGUAUUGGCCCAAUGCCAUGGAAGAAACAAAAUACAUGGUGCUUUCUUCAAAUUCCCGGAGAAGAUCACUAAAUAAAGAUAAAUUAAACUUACAACUUCCUCAGCAUUUUGAGAAGAUAGUUGUUCACACCUUGACUCACAAUUUUCGUAAUGCUACCCGGAUUGUACAAGUGCCACUGAGGUUACCAAUUGACCCACAUCAUGCUGUUGUGAAAAUUUUAUAUGCUGGUGUAAAUGCUAGCGACGUCAAUUUCAGCUCUGGGCGUUAUUUUUCUGGUGGAAAUGGAGAUGUUGCCUCCCGUCUUCCAUUUGAUGCUGGCUUUGAGGCUGUGGGAAUAAUUGCUGCAGUGGGAGAUUCUGUCAAAGACUUGAGUGUUGGAACUCCUGCAGCCCUCAUGACUUAUGGAGGUUACUCAGAAUUUGUGACGGUCAACGCAAAACACAUUCUUCCUGUACCUAAGCCAGACCCAGAAGUUGUUGCCAUGCUUACUUCGGGACUUACUGCAUCUAUUGCUCUAGAGAAGGCAGGACAAAUGGAAUCUGGGAAAGUAGUUCUUGUCACUGCUGCUGCUGGAGGGACCGGACAAUUUGCUGUUCAGCUUGCUAAAUUAGCUGGAAAUACCGUGGUUGCAACCUGUGGAGGUCAAGAGAAGGCCAAACUUUUGCAAGAUUUGGGUGUCGAUCGUGUGAUUGACUACAAAGCUGAAGAUAUCAAAACUGUCCUCAAGAAGGAAUUUCCCAAAGGCAUCGACAUUAUUUAUGAAUCAGUUGGUGGUCAAAUGCUGGACAUGUGCUUAAAUUCUUUGGCCAUCCAUGGACGAUUGAUUAUAAUUGGCAUGAUUUCUCAGUAUCAAGGAGAGCAGGGAUGGAAGCCAGCGACUUACCCGGGCCUUUGCGAGAAACUUUUAGCAAAAAGUCAGACUGUGUCUGGUUUUUUCCUGAUACAAUAUGCCCAGUUGUGGCAACAACAUCUGGACCGACUGUUUCGCCUUUACUCCAAAGGAAAGCUGAAGGUGGCCCUAGACCCAAGAAAAUUUGUGGGUCUGAACUCUGUUGCAGAUGCAGUUGAACAUCUCCAUUCGGGUAAAAGCGUUGGCAAGGUGGUGGUUUGUAUAGACCCGACUCUUAGCCAGCAAGUGGCUAGAUUGUGAGCUAUCUCCCUCCUUUAUCGCCCAGCGAUAUACUUUGCUCUUUAUUUCAAGGAGGUCCGAGCAUCAGCUUCCCAUUCUUUAAUGUGUGCUUAAGGCUGUGUUGUAAGAUUCUCGUCUGUGGAGGGAAGAUCCAAUGGGAUUUGCGGAGGGACUGGGAGCUGAUGCGAGGCCUCUCAUUCCGCACUUUGACUAAAAUAAAGUUUUGAUGUACACCGUUACUCAAAUCAACAGAUAUUCUAUACCUCAUACAAUGAUCAUAGGCAAGAAAUAAUACUUUGGAUUGUGAAGAAAACUGAAAAGAAUACGUUCCUUUGAUCCCAUGGAACUCAUAUUUGAUGUAAAACCGCACGUAUAAUUAAUGGCUAGUGUAGAGCAUUCCGUUUCUCAUUUUUACA
Molecule: messenger RNA, 2450 nt
Organism: Punica granatum (pomegranate)
Lineage: Eukaryota; Viridiplantae; Streptophyta; Magnoliopsida; Myrtales; Lythraceae
Source: RefSeq, a predicted model, not a curated record